GUGCAAGGUUCCUUGUGGUCGAGCUCCUACUGUAUGGCCUCGGAAUCUAAUGCCUAGGGUGCAUUAGCGUGCGCCAGCGUCGAUUUGGUGUCGAUCAGCGUCGAUUUGGUGUCGAUCUAGCGUCGGACAGCGAGGAUGCGCAAGGGCCAGCAAGAUGGCUUCCAUGAGUUGCCACCGAACUCUGCGCUGCCGUGCUGUUCGUGGGGGCCGCCUGCGCUGUGGCGGCCGGCGCCGGCGCGGCGAGACCAACCGCGCUGCGAAGGGGGAGCGCUGGCGUGCUCGACGUCAUGAGCAAGGCGGGAGUGCAGUGCCACUUCUAGGAUGCCACAUCCAGCCCGCCGGCGGCGGGUUCUCCGUCGAAGACGCCACGAGGUGCGCGGAGGACCUGAGGGAGAAGAUGAAGCAGAACGCGACGCUCCAGGGGCUCGGCGGAUACGACGACACGGACCACGAGAUCACCGUCAGUUUCAACGUUAAGUCGACGGCGGACAUCGACUGCACAGACGUGGAGUUGCACCAUCAGGCCAUCAGGGACGCAUCCACGGUGGUCUUGAGCGCCGCGCUCCCCAGCGCGAUCCCCCACGAGAACUCGCGCUCGUGCCUGUACACCCUCCUGGAAGCAGACGAGCUCCACGUGAACUGCGAGUUCACCGUCAGCAGCGCGGAAGACUCCAAGGCGCUGUGGGACGCGUGCAUGUCCGCCUCGGACCCCUUAGGCAGCGUCGCAGGCGAGCUGGGCUUCCUCGAGGGCCCCACGGUCGCGGACGUCAAGUGCAAGAAGAACGCGCUCGCCUGGUGAGGCCGCGGCGGCCGCCUGUGGGGGGGCCAGGCUGGGCCGCAAGCCCAGCGGCGCGCCCGGAGGGGACAAGCACCGCGACCUCUGCCCUUCUACCCGGGCUCGCCGCCAACAAGUCUUGAGGAGUCGGGGCCCAAGAUGGGCCACGGCGACCUCGGCAGCAACAUCGCGUGGCCGAGGCGUCCUCGGAGAGGGCCCCGCCCCUGGCGCCCGCUCCGCGAUCCCAGUCCCAUCGCGGCGCGCCGGGCCCGCGCCAGAGGAGCGCGGGGGCGACUGGUGGGGGG
This is a messenger RNA of Prorocentrum cordatum, 1080 nucleotides long. The record is from the annotation of a GenBank genome assembly. Lineage: Eukaryota; Dinophyceae; Prorocentrales; Prorocentraceae.